Molecule: messenger RNA, 3629 nt
Organism: Myxocyprinus asiaticus (Chinese sucker)
Lineage: Eukaryota; Metazoa; Chordata; Actinopteri; Cypriniformes; Catostomidae
Product: hormonally up-regulated neu tumor-associated kinase homolog A-like
Exons: 9
Coding region: 349-2322 (657 amino acids)
Biological process (GO): intracellular signal transduction; protein phosphorylation
Cellular component (GO): cytoplasm
Molecular function (GO): ATP binding; protein serine/threonine kinase activity
Source: RefSeq, a predicted model, not a curated record
AGCUGUGUGCUAGAGAGGUCCUGGAAAAGAGAACCCUUAAUAAUAAGACGUUUUGACUAUUUGUUUACAAUAAUAGAGUGGCUCUAUUAAUUGCCCUUCGAUUAAUGCAACAGUGACGUAAAACUAUUAAAAUCGUAUUAGUCGUUUGCGUAGUCACUGCCAGUUGAGCCGAACAGGUGGCGCGUGCGUGUGUCAAGUUCCGUUACGCGUUUUGUAUUAAACAACAGAAGGGACAAGGAUUCAGAUGUCCCAUUCUCACAGAUCUCGUCUUAGUUUAGUACGCAGGAGAGAUCCGUAGUAACUCUAGAGUCAGACAAGGACAACAGGUUUAAUUCAACAGGCGCAAGAAUGCCCGACGCUGGCACAGACAUGGUGAUGGACAACGGCAGAGUUUUUGGGAUGAAAGCCCCGAUUUCUGCGGGCACGGAAAACAUCCCUCCCUCAUCUCUAGGCAGCGGUCCUCCUGCAGAUAUCCUACGAAACUUUUAUCAUACGAAGAGAGUUGGAAAUUACCUGAUUGGAAGGAAACUGGGAGAGGGAUCGUUCGCCAAAGUGCGCGAGGGGCUUCACGCGACCACUGGCGAGAAGGUGGCGGUGAAAGUGAUCGAUAAGAGAAAGGCUAAAAAGGACUCUUAUGUCACAAAGAACUUGCGUCGUGAAGGACAGAUCCAGCAGAUGAUCCGUCACCCAAAUAUUACCCAACUGCUAGACAUUCUUGAAACUGAAAACAGCUACUACCUCGUCAUGGAGCUCUGUCCUGGUGGAAACCUUAUGAACCAUAUUUAUGAGAAGAAAAAACUGGACGAAAGAGAGGCGCAGAAAUACGUACGCCAGCUAGUCAUGGCAGUGGAGCACCUGCACAGAGCAGGAGUUGUUCACAGAGACUUGAAGAUUGAAAAUCUUCUCUUGGACGAACAGGACAACAUUAAGCUGAUCGAUUUUGGGCUUAGUAACUGUGCAGGAAUUCUAGGAUACUCCGAUCCCUUCAGCACACAGUGUGGCAGCCCGGCAUAUGCUGCUCCUGAGCUUCUCUCAAGGAAGAAGUAUGGUUCCAAAGUGGAUGUCUGGUCAAUAGGAGUCAACAUGUACGCCAUGCUCACUGGUACCCUACCGUUCACCGUGGAGCCAUUUAAUCUGAAAGCCCUGCAUCAGAGAAUGGUGGACAAAGAUAUGAACCCACUACCUCCAUCUAUCUCAUCAGCCGCCAUCAGUCUUCUGAAGAGACUUCUAGAGCCUGACCCUGAUAAGAGACCUAACAUCCACCAAGUGAUGGCUGAUUCAUGGCUGCAGUUGGGCAACCCUCACACUGGAGUCCCAUAUUUGAAUAGGAUCCACAUUGAAGAGAUCAACCACACAGUUCUGCUACACAUGACUGAGCGAAUGGGCUACAAGCAUAGUGAGGUGCUGAGUGCAGUGCUCACAAACAAAGCUUGUCACACACUGGCUGUUUACUUCCUCAUCAACAACAAGAUGAAGAGACUCUCGAAGGAAUAUAGGGAGAAACAGUUCAGCAUGGAGAAGGAGAAAAAGAGUGAGCUCUUUCAGACCCAGUGGAGGAAGCACAUCGAGAAGAUCACGAUUCCACCCAAGCAGACACCUGUCUAUCUCGCUGUGAGCAAAGGUCCCACCAAAGAGAAGAAAAACAAAACAGGCCUUCUAAAAGCUAUGACCGGGGGUCUGAAAGAUGUUUACUUAGGACGCGAUGGUUGUAUCACCUCCUCGUCUCUGGAAUACCUGGAGAUCCACACCCUGUUUCCAAACACUCCACAGCGAGCCCAACAUCAGCCUGAGACCCAGCCACCCCAGAAAGAUGGCUCCAAAGAUUCCCCAAAAUCUGUCAACUUACCCGCUCGCCCUCCUUCUUCCCUUUGUGCCCAUUCUUGGACUCCUGCAAGCAAGGAACAAAGCAAAGAAGCUCCUCCAUCCCCAUGGUACAAACUGACCAAUGGAGCACUCUCUCCACCUCGGCAUGUGUCAGCCUUCCAGCCUGAUAGCUCAUACUUGAAGAAGGCCACGAUUCCCAGUCCUCCUGUUCUUAUCGUCAAACCCCAGCCCAAGAAAAGUCCUUCCAGUACAGACUGGCCAAGCUCCUCAGAUUCCAGCGGCAGUCCACCCAGCAGUGCGGGUAGCGAGGACCCCGACAGCCCUCAGCACUGGGGCAAGUACCCUUCCAUGGGCAUCGGGCAGAUUUUAAAGAAGAAGGUGCCACCCUUCAGCUUCCCAUUACCCCCCUUUAGGCCAGAACCUGCGGUGGAGUCUCCAACUCCGUACCAUAUGCAAACUCUGCUCUGCACCUCAGGGGCUCUCAAAACCCUGUGCUGAUUAUGUAACUUUAUGGCCUUGUUAUAUCUGCCAAACUUUUAGAUAAUUUAAUGUCAGAUGAAUGCAGUAAUAUUAUCUCACCAACAAUGCUCUCAGUUUGGACAGUUGGGCUUCCAGCGUGACAGGGAGACCAGAUUUAUUGCUAACCCCCCAGCCAGCAAUCUGGCAUGUGUCGUAAAUGUGCACACAUACCUAGCUUGAGUGAAAGCUUGUAGAGAACAUAUACACUCUGAACACUGUGUAAAAUUAGGCCUUUGGGUAACAUAGCCAAAGGCGAGUAGACAUUGCAAGUCAAGUUCACAUGAAGCAACACAUUCAACACGCUUCUAGUUAAGUGCCAUGUAGCAGCUGAGCCAACUUUUCAUUUUUCAAUGAAACAAAGCGGUCACUGCCCACAAUAACCACAAUAAUGUGUGUACUUGUGUUUAGAAUCUCUAGUUCAUGUACAGCAAUAUAACAAAGACUGUUAAGGAAAGGUUGGAGGUUUUUUUGAUAAUGUGCUUAUUUUAGCAAAUAAUAUAAAUUAUUUGUUACUUCUUUCAACCUCAAAUUGUAAUGACACUCAGGUCAAUGACACUGAACUCUAAAUAAAUGUGUUUUUCCUAAAGCCUCACUUUGAACCUGCAGUGAAACUGUCAAUAUUUCAUUGGAAAACAACAUUCCUCUUUUUCUUCCCCUAUAGGGGAUUGCUGGCAUUUUGUAUAGCCUUAAAUGUCUUACAUUCAGCCUUUAGGCUGAAAUGGAAGAUUUUUCAGUAUUAUGAGUUGAUAAUGUUUACUGUUUAAGAUUAAUUUUACCUGCAAAGCAUCAUGUUGAGUGAAAUAAUAGUUUGUGCAAUAGUAUGGAUAUACAUUUGAUGGCUGAGCUGGUUAUGACCAGGGUGGGGUUUUUCUCCAUUGAGCGAAAGAGUUUUGACUAUAGGCUGUACAUAAAUGUCUUUCAUUCCAUUUGUAUUCAACCGUGAUUCCUACUGUCAUUUCACAUUACACAUUGACCAAGCAGUCUGACCUCUUUCAUAGUCUUCACAUGCACAGAAGAUUAUAAGCUGUGAAAAAAUGAAAAACUUUUUCUGGUUUUAAACACUUUUGCAUGCACUCCACAAUAAAAAAAAAAACGUGAUGUCAGUUUUUGUACAUUUAUUACAGUUGAUUAAUUUUAAGGUAUUUUGUAGGGUUUUGUAUUGAUUUAAGGAGAUUUUUAUCCUGUAAAAAAGAUUUUAAAUAUUUAUAUUCAAAGAUUAUUUGUGUUCUGAAUUUUCUAUCUUGACAGCAUGUAUUACUUUUUAGCACAACCAAAUAAAUGCACAA